AUGAUUCUGAUACGGCGACUCUGGCUGUUGCCAGCGUUCUUCCUGGCUGGUAUUAUCUAUUACAUGUACCUCUGGCCCAGCGAUCCUACCGCAGUCCCCUUCCCACCAUCGAGCCACAAGACCAAUCUACACUGGACCAAACGGCCCGAGCGAUAUCCUCUUGCAGGUUAUCGAGAGUUUCCUACGGGCCCUCUCGAGAAAAUCCCCAAGAUCCAGUUUGACUUCGACGCGCACCCCGAAACUGCGGCUGCGAGGACGACCCGAGAAACAAGAAGAGCUGCGGUCAAAGAAGCAUUCGUUCAUGCCUGGAAUGGAUAUAAGAAAUAUGCCUGGGGUCAGGAUGAAGUUGCUCCGGUCAGCGGCGCAUAUCGCUCCAGUUUCGGCGGCUGGGGGGCUACUCUCGUCGACACAAUGGACACGCUCCUCCUGAUGGGCAUGAAGGAUGACUUUGACCUCUGCGUCGAGCAAGUCAAACGCAUCGACUUCACCACCAACGAUGUCGACACGCUGAAUGUCUUUGAAACUACGAUCCGCUACCUCGGUGGCCUCCUCGCCGCGUAUGACCUCACCGACGGAAAGUACGGGAUUCUGCUCGACAAGUCACGCGAAUUGGGCGAGAUUCUCUACUCGGCCUUUGACACCCCGACCCAUAUGCCCAUGACGCGGUGGAACUGGAAAAAAACAGCCCUCGGCGGCGAGAUCGAGCCUGGUACCAACACGCUGCUGGCGGAAAUCGGGAGCUUGACGGUCGAGUUCACGCGGUUGAGCCAGCUGACCGGCGACCUGAAAUACUUCGACGCCGUCCAACGCAUCGCAGAGGAGAUGGAGUGGGCCCAGAACACCACCCGCAUCCCCGGGCUGUGGCCAACCAUUGUCAACGCAAAGGACAUCUCGUGGGACUAUAACCAUUUUACAAUGGGUGGCAUGGCCGAUUCGACCUAUGAAUAUCUGCCGAAGCAGUACCUGAUGCUGGGAGGCCGGGACGAGAAGUACAAGCACAUGUACGAAGAGGCCAUUGACACUGCAAAGAGGCAUCUCUUCUUCCGCCCACUGGUGCCAGGGGGUGACAAUAUCCUUUUCAGCGGCAACGCGGCCUUGACUUCUCUCGAGACGAUCCCCAUCGCCAACAUUGAGCCGCAGGGUCAACACCUGGCCUGCUUUGUCAGUGGCAUGGUUGGCAUCGGCGCCAAAAUCUUUUCUCGACCCGACGAAUUGGACGUCGCUCGUCGACUGAUUGAUGGCUGUGUCUGGGCUUACAAUGCGAUGCCGUCCGGCUUGAUGCCCGAAACGUUCCACAUGAUAGCCUGUCAAAUUGGCACGAUCGAUCCAUCGCCUGGAAAAUGUGACUGGACGGAUGACAAGUGGUAUGAAGGCGUGUCUAGAAAACACACCUCGAGCCAGGAAAGCGACACAACGAUGAGCGCCGUUGAGCGCGGCAAACGACUCGUCCAACAACGUCGUCUGUUCCCGGGCUUCACCGACCACGGCGACAACAGAUACAUCCUCCGCCCGGAGGCCAUCGAGUCCGUCUUCAUCAUGUACCGCAUCACAGGCGACCAAAGAUACCAAGAUAUUGCCUGGAAGAUGUUCCAGGCCAUCGACAAGGCGACGAGAACGCCCAUUGCGCACGCGGCCAUCCACGAUGUGAGGCACGCAGAGCCCGGGAAAAGUGAUCGCAUGGAGAGCUUCUGGCUCGCCGAGACGCUCAAGUACUUUUACUUGGUGUUUAGUGAGCCGACAUUGGUGGACUUGGAUGAAUGGGUCCUCAAUACGGAGGCGCACCCCUUGAAGCGGCCGACUACGUGA
Fonsecaea multimorphosa CBS 102226 is the source of this 1806-nucleotide messenger RNA. RefSeq lists its product as uncharacterized. NCBI's taxonomy places the organism in Eukaryota, Fungi, Ascomycota, Eurotiomycetes, Chaetothyriales, Herpotrichiellaceae. The transcript has a single exon. The coding region runs from base 1 to 1806 and encodes 601 amino acids. Gene Ontology annotation, biological process: N-glycan processing; carbohydrate metabolic process. Gene Ontology annotation, molecular function: calcium ion binding; mannosyl-oligosaccharide 1,2-alpha-mannosidase activity. The record is from RefSeq and is a predicted model, not a curated record. Gene Ontology annotation, cellular component: Golgi membrane; endoplasmic reticulum.